Molecule: messenger RNA, 1528 nt
Organism: Brachypodium distachyon (stiff brome)
Lineage: Eukaryota; Viridiplantae; Streptophyta; Magnoliopsida; Poales; Poaceae
Product: flap endonuclease 1-A
Exons: 17
Coding region: 151-1293 (380 amino acids)
Molecular function (GO): 5'-flap endonuclease activity; 5'-3' exonuclease activity; DNA binding
Source: RefSeq, a predicted model, not a curated record
GCCCCGACAAGGCGACAACACAAAAACCGCGAAAGGAAAAAAAUUAACCGGAAGAAAUAGUUCGCGGCCUCUCAAACCCUUCCUCCCCAUCUUCCUCUCCGUCGCGGCUGCCUCCGCCCGCCGCCGCAGCCGUCGUUCAUCGCAGGAGAGAUGGGUGUCAAGGGUUUGACGAAGCUGCUGGCGGACAACGCGCCCAAGGCGAUGAAGGAGCAGAAGUUCGAGAGCUACUUCGGCCGCCGCAUUGCGGUCGACGCCAGCAUGAGCAUCUACCAGUUCCUUAUUGUAGUUGGAAGGACAGGGAUGGAAACCCUUACAAAUGAAGCUGGUGAAGUCACCAGUCAUUUGCAAGGUAUGUUUAACCGGACAAUAAGGUUGCUUGAGGCAGGAAUUAAACCAGUAUAUGUUUUUGAUGGCAAGCCUCCUGACAUGAAGAAACAAGAGCUUGCAAAGAGAUAUGCAAAGAGAGAGGAUGCCACCGAAGAGCUGACCAAGGCAGUGGAGACAGGAGAUACGGAUGCAAUUGAAAGAUUCAGCAAGAGAACCGUGAAAGUCACUAAGCAGCACAAUGAUGACUGUAAGCGACUAUUAAGGCUGAUGGGUGUUCCUGUUGUAGAGGCACCUUGUGAAGCAGAAGCACAAUGUGCUGCCCUUUGCAUAAAGGACAAGGUGUAUGCUGUCGCAUCAGAAGAUAUGGACUCGCUUACUUUUGGAGCUCCACGGUUUGUUCGUCAUUUGAUGGAUCCAAGUUCCAGGAAAAUACCUAUCAUGGAAUUUGAAGUCGCGAAAAUUCUAGAGGAGCUUGAAUUCACUAUGGACCAAUUCAUUGACUUGUGUAUCCUCUGUGGAUGUGACUAUUGUGAUAGCAUUAAAGGUAUUGGGGGCCUAACAGCUCUGAAGCUUAUUCGUCAACACGGGUCAAUAGAAGGCAUUCUGGAAAAUAUUAAUAAAGACAAAUAUCAAAUUCCUGAGGACUGGCCUUAUGAAGAAGCUCGGCGCUUGUUCAAGGAACCCAAUGUUACAUUGGAUCUUCCUGAGCUCAAAUGGACUGCACCUGAUGAGGAGGGCCUCGUUAAUUUUUUAGUGAAAGAAAACGGUUUCAAUCAAGAUCGGGUGACAAAGGCCAUCGAGAAGAUUAAAUCAGCCAAGAAUAAAUCAUCCCAAGGAAGGCUCGAGUCGUUUUUCAAGCCAACUGUUAGCACAUCAGUACCACUGAAGCGAAAGGAAACUUCAGAAAAACCAACGAACGCUGCUGCAAGCAAGAAAGCAAAAUCGACCCGUGGAAGGAAGAAAUAAGUUCGAUGCGCGAAGUGAGCUACAAAAGCUUUGUUGGCAACUCUCAGUUAGAUCAUUAACCUCAUGUUGUGUAACUCCAACCUUUGUUCAAUACUUUCUAAUGUUCUAAGGUUUAGGUAAAUUAGUGACUCUGAAAAGGAAAAACCUGUUGCUAAGUUGUGAAAUCUGUGCGUUCAUCUGUUGGCGAUGGUAUGAUCUUUCCUUCUCUAAUGGAAGAUUCGGUGUUGCAGAUUUA